This is a messenger RNA of Aedes aegypti (yellow fever mosquito), 1520 nucleotides long. RefSeq lists its product as uncharacterized. Gene Ontology annotation, molecular function: ligand-gated sodium channel activity. Lineage: Eukaryota; Metazoa; Arthropoda; Insecta; Diptera; Culicidae. The coding region runs from base 110 to 1432 and encodes 440 amino acids. Gene Ontology annotation, biological process: sodium ion transmembrane transport. Gene Ontology annotation, cellular component: membrane. The transcript is spliced from 6 exons. The record is from RefSeq and is a predicted model, not a curated record.
CAAACACAUCUAUUCGAGGUGUGAAUCGCUAUCCUUGAUGUUGUGCUUCGUUAAAGAUGUCUGGAAAAAAUGUUAAUCGUCCCAGCAAAGUGCAAAUUUUAGGUUAAGAAUGAUCAGUGAAAAGUUAAAACAAAAGUUCUGGGAUGUGUUGCACUUUCUGUGUUACGAUCCGAAACGGCUCGUUAGGAUAAUUGUGCUCAGCGUUUGCAGUGUCGUGGUGAUUUUUCAGCUGACGGAAUGCUUCCACAAGUUGAUCAAUCCCCCAAUUACGACCCAUUCGAGAUUCGAUCUGAACGAAUCAAUGUCCUACCCAGCGAUCACAUUUUGCCGGAAUCCACCGUACAAAUUCGACGUUAUGGAACGGUACAAUCUGUCGCAACAUCCCAAGUAUGCCAAUGCCUUCAACAAUUUCGACUUUAGUCAAGCGACGCUGGCCGACUUGUUUCGAGAUGCAACGUACAAUCAGAGUGAAUUUUUCAUACAAUAUGGAUUAGAUGGGUUGACCGAAAAUGUCGAAGUGAUAAGUAGUAUGCACCUGGAUAUGGGACAAUGUUUCACAUUGAACCCGUUGACAACGACAACCCAUUCGUGGAAGGACGUCGGCUACUCCAUUUUGUUGCAGCACGACAUCAGGGACGAUGUGUAUUUUUUGGGUGAAGAUUUGCCCGGGUGGCACAUUUUUAUCCAUGAUCCAGUUGAAGGAUUUGCAGAAAAUCGCAUGCAAUCGUCCGGCCGCGUUGAAUACCUUUUCAUGGAGGUGGACGAGGAAAUCGAAAUCAAGCUAACCACGCAACACUUUUACAUGCUGCCAAGUGCGGAAAAUUUGUGCACCACUCAAACGGAAAUGAGCUCCACAAGGUGUAGCGAACUGUGCCACUGGCAGCACGUGAUCGACGUCGUUGGCUGUACUGGGCCUUGGAUGCCGAACAGCGAAGAGGAACUGUGCGACACGGCCAAUGAAACGCAACAACUGAUCAAGCACUACAACCGGCUGGAAGAUCUGGACAGUCGCAUCUGUGGAUGUUAUCAGCCGUGCUCCACGACUAUCUUCACGGCUUACGUGAUGAAUAGGAAACACUACCGGAUAAACGUUCCGUCCGGACAGGUUUGGCUGUACUACACCUCGAAAAUGGUUACGAUUGUCGAAGAGUUCCAUGGAUACGAUCUGACCCAGUUCGUGGCUGAUUUGGGAGGAUCACUUGGUUUCCUGCUGGGGCUGUCGGUGCUUGGAUUAAUAGGACUGCUAGAGAAGAUCGUCGCGCUCUUAUUUAUACGUAACCUGAUAGCCGAGAAGCGAAACCGAGCCGGUUCCAAAGAUACAAAGCAGCAACAGCAACAAGAGAAGGAAAAAUCCGACGAUCUGAGCCAAAACUACACCAGCAUUACGGAGUGCAGCGACACAACACUGGCGGUUGCAAAUGUCAAGAAAUAAAAGUUAAAUUAGGUGUAUCAUUGUCGCAACAUGUCUAAGAUUAAAUUUAACGUUUAGUUGGAGAAUAAAAAUGACCCCUCGAAUGAAA